AUGCAUAAUUAAAUGAAAUAAAUUUAUGCAGUAGAUGAAACAAAAGGGUUCGUUUUUAUGAGUCUUUCUGAGAAUAUUGGCCAAAUUGUUAAAGUUUCUAACAACUUUGAAUAAAUAGUAAAAAUAUGUAAUAAUAAACAAGCCAUUGGUAAAAAUAUUAAUUUUCUCUAACCCAGUGUAAUAGCCAAAUGUCAUGAUUAAAUUUUGUAAAGUUUUCUAAAUAAAAGAAAUAAAAUCAACAAAACUGCCCAUCUUUAUCCUGCUAUCGGAAUCGAUUAGGAUUACUGGGCUAUACCAUAUGAUAUAAAACUUCAACCUUGCUAAUUAGAAAACUACAAUUUUGGUAUUUGUGGAUAAAUUAGUUAGAUAAAUGAUAACAAAAUGUAUAUUUUAGUUGAUAAGAAAUAAAAUUUUUAAAUAUCUACUGUUUCAUACCAAUUUUAUACAUAAAUCUUAGCUGAAUCAAUAACAAAAUAAAAUAUUUCUUAGAUAAGCCUCAGUUCUCUCAUUCCUUGUUUCCCUGCUAUAUUUCAUGUAUACCAAUAAAAUAUUAAAAAAUAAACUGAUGAUAAAUCAGUUGACAGAGAAUUCACAACAAUAUUGUUUAAACCAAACAGCUAUGAAUAAUUAAUUAAACUUUAAAGUCUGGUUUUUGAUUAUAAAAAAUCUAAUUAAUUGUUAGAUUAUUAAAUAUUUGGGGUUAAAGGAGAUAUUUAUCAUAUCUAGAAUGAACAUAUUGAAAUAGUUUAAAUUAAAAUAAAUGAAGUAGUUUAGAUAUUUGAUGAUAAUUUAAAAAUUGAACAAUUGAAUUAACUAUAAAAUUGGAUGGAAUUAAACAAACAUAAAGCAGAAUCAACUCCACAUUCUUUUAAUUAAAUGGCGAAUGAGUUAUUUAAUUAGCCCUCUGAAAAUUAUAAUAAUUAGGGUUUUGUUGAAUGCAGUCAAAUUUCUUAAGAAGGAGUGAAAGAAACAGUGAAUCUUAAAAAGAUUGAAUUCUAAAACUCUUUUGAAACCGGAGUUCUUCUAUCUCCUUAAUUAAGAUAAAAGAUUUUUUUAAGUGAAGAAAGAAUAUUUAAUGAGUAAUAUUUGUAAGAAAAUACAAGAUUGCUAUAGGCUAAUUCUAAUGCACAUAAAAAUGUUAGCAUAACUUAAAAUAAUAUUUAACUCAAUCCUUUAAAUACUGGAGAAAAAGAUUUAUAAUUCUACAUGAACAAUUAAGAAACAUAUUCUAUAAGAAAUAAUGAAUUAUAUUAAAUAAAAAAUAGUGAAUUAAGAUUUUUUACAACAUAUAGAGCAGGAUUUCAAUCUGAAUACAACACUUUAGAUACUCUUAGAAAUAAAUAGAGUGGAUUGAAUUAUUUUAUUGAUAAUUAAUAAGUAAAAGCAAACAAUUAGUAGAAUUGCUAAAAAUAAUUCAGUAGUGACAUUAAAGAAAGCUAAUUAUUUUCAUCUAAUGAAUAAUAAUUAGAAUUAAAAUUAGAAACAAGUAUGCAUUCUUCUAAAUAAAGCUCAGUUUUAAGCUUAAAUUUAUAAUUGUAAAACUAAAAAAACGAUUAUCAAAAUGUUAGUUGGGGUUCUUAAAUAAGAAGCCCAAUGGGAGAAGUACUUUCAGAUAAGCUAUUUGCACUUCUUAUCUAGAAUCCUCCAUUUAAUUUUUCUGGAUAAGAACAAAUUUAAUUAUUUAAAAGAAUUUAACAAUAAUAAAUAAAAAACUAUAACACUAUUAAAAACUUAAUGAUCAGAUAUAUUUAAUCUGAUAAAAGCAAAACAGAUCUUUAUAACUUCGUACUUGAUAAUUAGUUUAAUUAUGGAUUUUUCAAUUCAAAUUCAACUUCUUAUUCUAAGAAACUUCUAAAUUUUGGUUACUCUUUGUUAAUAAAUUUAGCUCAUUUGUUCUUUGUGAGCUAUAAUUAAGAUCCUCAAAGAUUAAACCAAAACCAAAUUACUUUAAAUUACAUUUCUAAUAAUAACUUAUUGUCUAACAUCACUCAAGAAGUUUCUAAUAAAGUAGACUAAACUUUUGAUUAAAACGAAGAAAUAGUUCUUACAUUUUUAAUAGCAAUUGCAAUAACUACUUUUAUAUUCGCCCUCACUUUUCCUAUUAUAAACUAUUACUUCCUGCAAAAGAUCUAGAUUAUAUUAAAAUUAUUUGCUACUCUUACACCAAAAAACUUAAUUUUUAUGAUUAAAGAAAUUACAAAUUGCUUACAUCUAAUAGAAUCAAAUUCAGUAAAUUAAGAUGAUAAAUUUAUACAAACAAAAAAUAAAAUAUCAAGCCAAUAAAAUAUUUAAAAAUAAAUUGAAGAUUAAAUUUAAAAAAAGAAAAAUAUAAGCGCUACAAAUAGUAUCCAUCAGUUUAAAAUUAAAGUUGCUAUCUUAUCUCUAUCUUUUUUCUUAUUGGCUUAAGUUGCCAGCGUGACAAAUUAUUUUUUACUAAAUAAUUUUAUAUAAUAGGAGAAAGCCAAUAGAAAAUUUAUAGAUGAUUUACUGAUAGUUAGUGAUUAUAAUGCUAUAUCUAAAGAUUAUUACAAUCUAUUCUUAAAUAAUGCAUAUUAAAAGCAAAAAUACCUUACAAUUUUGAAUGACUUGGUUAACUAAUUAUAUGAUUAGGAUAUAUAAUCUGAUUUUAAAGAAUAUUCUAUUCAAGUUUUCUAAUAAAAUGCUUGCUAGGCAGUUAGUGAAAACUAAAAUCUUAUAAGUGAUAAUCUAUUUUAAAUAGAAGAGUGCAAAUCAAUAGCAAAUGGUAUUUUUAACAAAGGGUUUAUUUAAGUUGCAUAAUUUUUAAUAAAUAUUUAUUCAUAAAGAGUUUCGGCUUUUGUUGAAAGUGAUUUAACUAAAUUUGUUUAGGAAAUUAUAACUUAAGAAAAAGAGUUUAAUAAUGCUCAAAAUUUCUAUACAAGAAUCUAUUUUUAAUAUGUAGUUGAAAGUUUGGUGUAGAAAAUGACAGAAAUAACAUAUAAUCACUAUGACAAUAUGAUUAAAAUCAAUUAUAUUUACUUAUUUUUAGCUAUAACUAUUGCUUAACCUAAUAGAUAUUUAAAUUAUUGA
Messenger RNA from Tetrahymena thermophila SB210, 3048 nucleotides. Its product is annotated as transmembrane protein, putative. The record is from RefSeq and is a predicted model, not a curated record. The transcript is spliced from 6 exons. Lineage: Eukaryota; Ciliophora; Oligohymenophorea; Hymenostomatida; Tetrahymenidae.